AUGGAUUUCCAAAUUAUGGAGAAAGAUAUGUAUGGUGAUGUAGAGAACGAUGAAGAACUAAUGGCUGAGUUGUUAGCUUUAGAGGCAGAAGAACAAGCUGCUGGACGCACAAGUGGUACACGUGAACACAAUGCACGUCAUCAUGAAUCAACUGCACAAGCUUCACAACCGGUGAGUGGAAUGUAUGGCAUUUCAAGUAUAUCAGAUGUAUCAGAUGAAGAUUUGAAUAGUAAUGAUGAGGUGGAUAUUAAUGAUCCAGAACUUUUGGCAGAACUGUCUGAUUUGGUUGAACAGGGUAAUGCUGUGGGAUCACCUGCAUCUCCUAAACUGCAUACUUCAAUACCAUAUGAACCUGCUGUUGACACGACAUUACUUUAUAAAUUGCGAGGACUUAAGGAGGAAUACACUUCAGUGCUAGAAGCUGCAGAAGAGAAAAAUGAUAUAUUGCGUACUAAGAGAUAUCGGCGAGGAUUUGACAGAAUCGAGGAAUUGAUACGAAAGGUGCAAGCAGGAAAAAUGAUAGAUGAAAAGGACAUUCCAAUUUCGAUCAGAACAAUUCGUUCUGUUGAAUUACAUGCAAAAGAAACUGACGUUUCAGUUAUUCCCAGACCGGAGAUACAACCAGUACUGCCAGCUAAAGUAAAGCAGUCCGCCACGGAAAUAAUCAAUGAAUCGUCUGUCAUUUAUCAAAAACCAGUCAAGAAGCUACUGAGAGGAGAGCAGCUGAGGGCAGAAUUAAUCAGUCGUCGAGAAUCCUAUAUCAAGAAUGCCAGAGCAGCUAACUCAUUGGGUGACAAAAAAAAAGCUUACGAAUAUUACGUAGUUGCGAAGCAGUUUGAUGAAGCAAUGAAAACUAUGAAUGAUGGACGAGUAACAGAAUGUGAGGAGAAUGAACUUCCACCUCUAGCCAUUCCCUACAAAUCAAGCAAGGAUGAAGGAAUCCAUCCUCCUCCAAAGACUCUACUAGAUGGACUACAGCAGCGCAUGCAGAAAUAUAAAGCUUUAUGCGAUCAGAGUCGUGUGGAAAACGAUAACCGAAAAUACAGAAUGAAUGCUCGUAUUUUGAAGCGAUAUGAAGAUGCAAUUGAAGCAUGUCGUUCAAAUAAACCAGUUGAUACGAGUGGACUGCCAUGCCCUCCUGGAUAUCCACCUCUUCCUCCAUUGGAAAACAUGGCUGCCUCUAGCACAAAUGGGAUGGUGAUGUCGCGAAGACCUUUGCCUGAAGUAGGAUCACUUGGUGCACCAGAAGCGUCAAUAUCAGGAAAACAAUCACGUCAAAAACAACAACUUGACUUUUUGCUUCAGCGACAAUUUCAGUUUAAGGAAGCUGCUAUUGCUGCAAAAAGAAAUGGUGACGUAGAGACUGCCAAGAAAUUUUUACUUGCUGCAAAGGGUUUUGAUAAAAUGAUUGCUGCCUCGAAAAAUGGUUUGUCUGUUAAUAUUAAGAAAACACCUAUGCCACCACAAGUUCGGACAUCUGCAAGAAUACUCAAGCCAUCACUGGAGCAUCACACAAGUUUUGAUGCUGCUAUUAAAGGGACAUCUAGUGAAGUUUUUGCUACAAUGGAAAGGGAUCUCAUUUGUCAAGUAAAGCUUUGCGAAAAAUAUAGAUUUGCUUUCACUCAAUUGGGCGAUGUAACUCGAGUGAAGAUGUUGGAAACUUGGUCUGCCAUUUCGAAAAGAGACUUAAUGCUUUUACGCGAAGUUAUGAAAAGAGGUGCAACAGUGCCGCAGUUUCGAUACGAAACUCGAAACAUGCCUUCGGUGGAAGUAUGCUUUGAAGUAGAUGAAAAUCAUAUUGAAUUGACAAUAAUGAAAAUAAUUGAAGCAAAAUUACCAGCAGGUUGGAAAGCGUCUGACGGUUAUCUGUUUGUAAAGUAUAAUUUUUCCUUUCCUCACGACGCUCAUCAAACUGGUAGAACUAAAGUCAUAGCUGCUACAAAUUCGCCAGAAUACAAUCAGAAAUUCCUGCUAACAAUCAAUCGGAAAACGAAGCAGUUGCAAAGAGUCAUCAAAAGGAACUGCCUGAAAUUUGAGAUUUACCAAAAAGGUGGUUUUUUAAGGAGUGACAAACUGAUCGCUACUGCUGAUUGUAAGUUGAUUGAUUUAGAAGAAAAAGUGUACAUUCAUGAAAGUAUAGAUUUAAUGGAUGGACGAAAGCAGACAGGAGGGAAAUUGAUUUACCAGGUACGUGUUCGCGAGCCGUUGAGUGGAAAGAAGCUUUUAAUGAUGCAAAAAAAGUGGUUAAUUCUGGAACUAUGA
Molecule: messenger RNA, 2262 nt
Organism: Brugia pahangi
Lineage: Eukaryota; Metazoa; Nematoda; Chromadorea; Rhabditida; Onchocercidae
Source: the annotation of a GenBank genome assembly